This is a messenger RNA of Cyprinodon variegatus (sheepshead minnow), 1052 nucleotides long. It is a transcript of the gene psmd10, whose product is annotated as proteasome 26S subunit, non-ATPase 10. The record is from RefSeq and is a predicted model, not a curated record. The transcript is spliced from 5 exons. Gene Ontology annotation, molecular function: protein binding. Lineage: Eukaryota; Metazoa; Chordata; Actinopteri; Cyprinodontiformes; Cyprinodontidae. Bases 73 to 753 code for a protein of 226 amino acids.
UCCUGAGUCAUCCUGCUGCGCCUCAGAGUGCGGAGUUUGAUCGUCCCGCUGCGGUCUCGGUGGUUGUUGGUGAUGGAGGGCUCCGUGUCCAACCUGGAGGUCUGUAAUUUAGCCUUCAGCGGUCAGCUGGACAGUCUGCGGCAGGCGGUCCUUUCUGAUAAAAGUCUGGCCUGUAAGGCGGAUCAGGACGGGAGGACAGCUCUGCACUGGGCCUGCUCUGCUGGACACGCGGACAUCGUGGACUUUCUGCUCAGUCUGGGAGCUGAAGUCAACCUGCAGGAUGAUGCCUCCUGGACUCCUCUGCACAUCGCUGCAUCUGCUGGCAGAGAAGACAUCGUGAGGUCUCUGAUAGGCAGAGGAGCUCAGCUCAACUCAGUCAACCAGAAUGGAUGCACCCCCCUGCACUAUGCUGCCUCUAAAGACAGAUACGAGAUCGCCUUACUUCUGCUGGAAAACGGAGCUGACCCAAAUGCCACCGAUAAGCUGGACUCCACCCCGCUGCACAGAGCGUCAGCCAAGGGGAACUACCGUCUCAUCCAGCUGCUCAUCAAGCAGAGCGCCUCAACCAACAUCCAGGAUUCACAGGGCAACACAGCACUCCAUCUGGCAUGUGAUGAAGAACGAGUGGAAGCGGCCAAGUUGCUGGUAGAACAUGGUGCCAGCAUUUAUAUCGAGAACAAGGAGGAGAAGACCCCCAUCCAGCUAGCCAGGGGUGGGUUGGGGAACCUUCUCCGUCGGAUCGUGGAGGGCUGAUGCUUUCACUGACCGGUCGGUCCUGGUUUGUCCUGAACCCCUACCAUCACGUUCCACUGAUGUCUGAGCUCCUCCUGGGCAGGCCUGCUGUUACUCUGUGUGAUCGGCGCCAUGUGAAAGAGGCCACGGUGUCAGAGGAACGCUCAGACUGUUCUGGCCUCAUCACCUUCUCCCAUUGGGGCUCUGAGACCAACAUGGUGUGUUUGCUUUGAAAGAAUAAAUAUAGAAGUGGAUAAUAAAAAACAUCAGGUGGUUUCAAAUAUCUGGUUGGAAUAAAUUUGUUGUAAUCCAAAUAAAAA